Messenger RNA from Lathyrus sativus (Indian pea), 819 nucleotides. The record is from the annotation of a GenBank genome assembly. Lineage: Eukaryota; Viridiplantae; Streptophyta; Magnoliopsida; Fabales; Fabaceae.
AUGGCGGUAACGAAGCGACCGAUCUACGCCCUCACUAAAUGGCUUCGCCGGCAACCGCCCAAAAUAAAGCUAUUUCUCGCGGUUCUUUCCGGACUUAUAGUUCUGCUUUUUCUUCGUAUGGUUGUUGACGACCACGAUAACCUCUUCAUAGCGGCUGAGCUUGUGCAUGCAUUGGGAAUUUGCCUCCUCAUUUACAAACUCGCUCAGGAAAAAACCUGUGCUGGGCUCUCACUUAAAUCACAGGAACUCACAGCUAUCUUUCUAGCUGUUAGACUAUACUGCAGUUUUGUCAUGGAAUACGAUAUACACACCUUACUCGAUAGUGCAACAUUGGGGACGACCCUCUGGGUUAUUUAUAUGAUACGUUUCAAACUGAAAUCCAGUUAUAUGGAUGAUAAAGAUAACCUUGCAAUAUACUAUGUGGUGAUACCGUGUGCUGUGCUGUCUUUGCUCAUUCAUCCAAAAACCCAGCAUCAUACUAUCAACCAGAUUUUCUGGGCUUUUUGUGUUUAUCUUGAAGCUGUAUCAGUUCUACCUCAAUUGCGAGUCAUGCAGAACACUAAGAUUGUUGAACCAUUCACAGCACACUAUGUUUUUGCCCUUGGAAUUGCAAGGUUCUUGAGUUGUGCACAUUGGGUCCUCCAGGUAUUAGAUUCUCGCGGUCAACUACUAACUGCUUUGGGUUAUGGAUUGUGGCCUUGUAUGGUACUUGUAUCAGAAAUUGUCCAAACCUUCAUCCUAGCAGAUUUUUGCUACUACUACGUCAAGAGCCUUGUUGGGGGACAACUCGUUGUUCGGCUUCCUUCCGGAGUUGUGUAA